Molecule: messenger RNA, 1902 nt
Organism: Linum tenue
Lineage: Eukaryota; Viridiplantae; Streptophyta; Magnoliopsida; Malpighiales; Linaceae
Source: the annotation of a GenBank genome assembly
AUGGCCACCGCGCAGCAGAUCGUCAAGAGCCUCAACACGCCCGCCAACGUCAGAGAAGACAUGCUCCUCAUUUUCUCCAGCUUCGACAACCGCCUCUCCAACAUCACCGAUUUGAUCGACGACGACGAGCGCAAGGCCCGCUCCAAGCUCGACGCCGCCGAGCAGGUCAUUAUGCGCUGGGAUUCGUCUCACACCGCUCUCCCGUCCUGGUGCGACUGUCCCGAGGACGCGGUCGACUACUUGACUGCCGUUGACGAGGUCCUCGACCUGCUCGACGACCUCUCCUUUAAGGAUGCCAGCAUCGAGGCCGUCGACCGGGCCGAGACCGCCGUCCAGGUUGCUAUGACCAGGCUCGAGGAGGAGUUUCGCCACAUCCUCACCAGGAACACUGUCCCGCUCGAUGCCGAAAGGCUCUACGGAUCCAUCCGCAGGGUUUCUCUCUCCUUUGUGGGUAACGAGGGGGAGAUCAUCGACGACGAAUUCGAGAGUUUCGGUGAGGUCGAUAGCGCUCGUGGCAGCGGCUAUUUCCACGAGCGGGGGGUUAGUUUGGGCGAUGAUAUUUGUGUGGAUUUGAUUAACCCUGAUGCUGUUGGGGAGCUGAGGGAGAUCGCUGAUCGAAUGAUCCGUUCUGGGUACGAGAAAGAGUGUGUUCAGGUUUACUCUAGUGUCAGGAGGGAGGUUUUGGACGAGUGUUUGGCUAUCUUGGGCGUUGAGAAGCUUAGCAUAGAAGAGGUUCAGAGGAUUGAAUGGAAAGUCUUGGAUGAGAAGAUGAAGAAAUGGGUGCAGGCUGUGAAGAUUGGAGUAAGGGUUCUUCUCACUGGGGAGAAGAGGCUGUGUGAUCAGAUCUUCAGCACCUCCGAUUCCGCUAGGGAGAUUUGUUUCAAUGAGAAUGCUAAAGGGUGUAUAAUGCAGCUGCUGAAUUUUGGGGAGGCUGUUGCUAUUGGGAGGAGAUCAUCAGAGAAACUCUUUAGGAUCUUGGAUAUGUAUGAUGUACUGAGUGUUGUUAUUCCAGACUUGGAGAUGAUGGUGACAGAUGGUUUCUUGUGUGGUGAGGCAAAGGGUGUUCUAUCUGGACUUGGAGAAGCUGCUAAAGGGACUUUCUCAGAGUUUCAGAGCGCCGUGCAGAACGAGAGUUCCAGGAAGCCUAUGUUAAGCGGGGAGAUUCAUCCGCUUACACGGUAUGUGAUGAACUAUGUGAAACUAGUAGUGGAUUAUAGCCAUACAUUGAAUUCCCUCUUUGCGGAGAGUGAUGAGGAUGAAUCUAGUGGUGGCUCGGGUUCACAUACUGAUGAUGGUGAGGAGAAUGCAACUCCAAUAUCAAGGAGGGUUUUGGCCCUGUUGUCGAUCCUGGAGUCAAAUCUGGAGGAGAAAUCUAAGUUAUACGAGGAUGGUGCUAUGCACUACAUAUUCCUUAUGAACAAUAUCCUGUACAUUGUGCAGAAAGUAAAAGACUCGGAACUCAUUAAGGUGGUGGGAGAUCAGUGGGUUCGAAAACGCCGUGGCCAGAUACGUCAGUACGCGACUUCUUAUCUUAGGGCUGCUUGGAGUAGGGCUUUGUCAUGUUUGAAGGAUGAAGGGAUUGGUGGGAGCUCGGGUAGUGCAUCGAGGGUGGCUUUGAAAGAGAGGUUUAAGAGUUUCAACGCAUGCUUCGAAGAUAUAUACAGGGUUCAGACAGGAUGGAAGGUCCCGGAUCCUCAGCUCCGCGAAGAGCUAAGAAUCUCUAUAUCUGAAAAGGUGAUACCUGCUUACCGGGCGUUUUUGGGACGGUUUGGAAGCCAUCUCGAGAGCGGGAAGCAUUCAGGGAAGUACAUAAAGUUCACACCAGAAGAUCUGGAGAAUUAUGUACCUGAUCUAUUUGAAGGGACGCCUCUUGUGAUUCACCACUUGAGAAGAAAGAGUUAG